CCAAAAAUGGCACCGAUUAAAGUUAUAGGAGCAAGCUUUGGAGAUUGUGAUACCGAUAAUUUAAAAACAGCUUUAAAUACUUUAGGAUACAAAACACAGCAUAUGGAAAGUUUUUUUGAAGAUCCUAGCCUUUCGUGCGAUGAAUUUUACGAUGCCUAUACGAAUAGAAAGGAAGCGGACUGGGAUGCGCUAUAUAAAAAUUAUGAUGCAGUUGUGGGUUGGAUUGGUGCCUCAUUUUAUAAGGAUUUACUUGACAAGUAUCCUGAUGCUAAAGUAGUAAUGACUGUGCGUUCUGUUGAUAGCUGGUAUCUAUCUGUAAAGAAUACAAGUGCUACUCUGGGUUCAACCUCUAGUCAUCCUUUCCAAAAACUCUCUACAGCCGUAUGUCUGGAUGGAUGGAUUCAAGAUCCGGACAAAUUUUCACAAGAGGAAAAAGUAAAGCAAAUGUAUUUGGAUCAUCUUUCUAAAGUGAAGGAAAUUGUACCUGCCGGACAAUUAUUGAUGUUAAAACAAGGAAAUGGUUGGAAGGAAAUUUGCAAGUUUCUUAAUAAGGAUGUGCCUGAUACGUCCUAUCCUAGUGCCAAUCAUGCUAUUGAAAUUGAAAGAUACUACAUUCCCUCUGAAAGACCUCAUUUGAUUCCAACUAUUAGAAUUACAACAGUUUAAUUAGGUUAUAUAUAAUAUGUUUCGAAUAAAACGUCGAAAUAAACCUUAUGUGGAU
Messenger RNA from Mucor mucedo, 721 nucleotides. RefSeq lists its product as uncharacterized. The transcript is spliced from 2 exons. The record is from RefSeq and is a predicted model, not a curated record. NCBI's taxonomy places the organism in Eukaryota, Fungi, Mucoromycota, Mucoromycetes, Mucorales, Mucoraceae. Bases 7 to 666 code for a protein of 219 amino acids.